Molecule: messenger RNA, 1326 nt
Organism: Peniophora sp. CBMAI 1063
Lineage: Eukaryota; Fungi; Basidiomycota; Agaricomycetes; Russulales; Peniophoraceae
Source: the annotation of a GenBank genome assembly
AUGCCGCGAGACUUUACAUAUCUCGACCUGGCCGGUGACUGGAAAUCACUGAUUGGCUCACGAGUGAUUGACAACAACAAUAAGCGUGGCGACUGCGAGCGUUAUAUAGCCGAGCCUUGUUCGCCCGCCGGCCCCUUCAGCGACCCGCCCAGCGCGGCCACUUUCACCUUCUUUCAGCCCGCCCUUUCAAUCCCUUCAGACUCUUCAGAUCCGAUGGACUCGAUGCCCGUCUCUUUUCCCAGCUUGCUCACGAUGGACUUGAUCACCGCGCCGCGCCCGGCAUCGCCGACUGAGUCGGUCACGGACUCAUCCGAUAGCGACUACAGCCCGCCGCAAACCCCGGUCGAUCUUGAGCCCAUUCCAUUCCUUACGCACGAAGACAUCAACCUUGGCGACAAGCUACCGCCCCCGCUCCUUGAAACGCGCAGUCUGUCACACGACAACCAUCUUGAUACGUGCAGCGCGCCGCCUGACGACGAGCUAUUCGCUCCCCCGCCGCCGGCAUUCCCUAUCCCGCCUGGACUCAAUGCGACCAGCGCAGCAUGGCUAGCGAUGCUCUUCAGGCGCGAGGCCUACCUCUACCCGUCGCGCGUCGCGGAGACGACCGUAUGCGUGUAUGAUCCGUCCUGGCACGAGGACUCGCUGCGCGGAUACCCGCUCCCGCUCGUAACCGUGACCGGCUGCGCAGAGGACGCGGAGCAGUGGUUCGAGAACGCCGCUGAGUGCGACGAGGGCCCGUGCUGGGAUCACCUCAUGGCGCCCAUGAUUACCAACAACGGGCGUAUGAGCCAGGAGGACGAGGAGCUCUACUACCCUUACCCCAUGCCGGAGACCUCGUUCGAGUACGAGUAUGUGUGCGACGAUGAUGAUGUCGAGGAACCCGAAGUUCCCGACUGCACCGCGUACGAGGCGCGUUGGCGUGGGGCGUCCCUGCAGGAGCUUGAAGAUGAGCUGGCGAAGCAGAAGGUCCUUGUGGAGAUGCAGCGCGUCGGCGCAGAUGGCAUCUUCACAACUUCUGACCUCCCUUUCGUUUAUCGAACACCCUCAUUUGUAUCUGACCCUACGGACACUUACGUUGAUAUUUGUUCAACAUGUACACUAUCUUGCUCAACACUAAAUCACUGGCACUGGGAUGCCAGCGUAUACGCACUACUCAUUACGGUCAAGCUUGUGGUCGUCGCAGUCAGGUCAGGCUGUCCCAAGGAUAAGAUCCAGCGCGCGCAGCACGCUAUUAGCAACGUCUCCACAUCCCUCGCGGUGGAGGUGGACAUGUCGAAUAAUGCGAGAUUAUCUACCCACGCCCUGGGUCUGGCUAUCAUUAGAUGA